UGUUGUGGAUGAGAGGGAUAAAGGCUGCCCGGCUCCUUCACACAACACAAGCUCGGUGUCACUAAUUAGUCAUUAAUAAGCGCAGCUGCCGCGUUGAGCUGAACUUUCCAAGUUUCCCAGCUCCUCUCGUGUCACAAGCGGUGCAUGGACCAAGGGGACGAGCGAGCACCAACCAGCCAACAACAACAAUUUCAGAUGUGGAAGCUUGUCAUAGUAGCCGCACAGUAGCCAACUUGCCUGCAGAAUAUCGUUAUUCUCAACUGAGGCUCGGACUACAUCACAACGAGAAGCCGCUUGCAGGACCGAGGAUGAACGGGAUGAACUGAGGAGUAGCAGCUCGAGUGUGGUGGCUCUUGUCUAAUAAAUGUCAACCAGCCCUGACAUUUGUAUGGGUCUUUCUUCUCAACCAAAGAUCUCCCCAGGUGGAUUGAACAAACGAGUCGUCUAUAACGGAGCUACGCCCGUCCUCAGUCUACUUGCAGUCUGACGGCACCCACCAACAUCAAAGGAGCAGAGCCCCAGUAACGCCACGUCCCUGGCCAUGAUGCAGGAGCCCCAGGAGGUGGUGGAGGAGACGGUCACCAUAGAGGAGGACCCGGGCACCCCCACCUCCCAUGUGUCGGUGGUCACCUCCGAUGAUGGCACCACACGUCGCACAGAAACCAAGGAUAUGUCGGCUAACGUGAAGGUGACUAAGAUGGUGAAGACGGUGACCACACGGACGGUGCGCCAGGUGCCCCUGGGCCCCGACGGCAUGCCACUGCCCGAGGGGUCAUCCCCCCUGGGUAGCUACACCGACUCCAUUGAUCGACGCUACAUGAAGAACGGUGGUGAGCGCUACAUUACGCCCCAAGCCACCUCCACCCUGACACGCUCCUAUAACAACUCCUACAAUGACUCGUAUGGUGAGACGCCCGAGAGUCAGUACGCCCGCCAUUAUGGCUUACAUGAUGGCUAUGCAGACAUGACAGACAACUACGGCAGCCUGUCACGUGGCGUCAACUUCCGGCCGCCACGCUACCCCUACAUGCCCAACAGCUACCGGCCGGAGAACAGUUACACCCUGCCCAUCCGCAAAGAUGACUACGGCCAUGUGGCACAACCCCAGGUGCCCAUGGGUAGCAGCAGCAUGGAUCUGAACCGCUCACAGCCCGAGCGCUUCCAGCCUGAGCCGUACGGCCUGGAGGAUGAUCGCCGUAGCCUUGGUGCUGAGGAGGAGGAACCAUACGAGCUAGAGCCUGACUACUCCACUGCCAACCGGCGCACUCUUCAGGGUGCCAACCGGGGGCGCACCCACCGGGAGCCUCUCCGUGAUGGGCCCCGAGUCAGAGGGUACCCAGAUGACCCCAUCGAGGCAGAGCUGAUUGACGAGCGUCACCCUUACAUCCACGGCAUGUACUCGGCGCCACUGGCCCAGCCAGAGAGGGGCAGCAUGGCCAGCUUGGACCGCAUGGGUGGUCGACGCUCACCCUCCAUCGACAGCAUUCGCAAGGACCCACGCUGGCGUGACCCAGACCUACCUGAGGUCAUUGCCAUGCUGGGCCACCCAAUCGACCCGGUCAAGUCAAACGCUGCAGCCUACCUGCAGCACCUCUGCUAUGAAAACGACAAGAUCAAGAAGGACGUGCGUCAGCUGAAGGGGAUCCCUGUUCUGGUGGGGCUCCUGGACCACCCCAAGUCCGAGGUGCACCGCAAGGCCUGUGGGGCGCUGCGCAACAUCUCCUAUGGCAAGGAUCAUGACAACAAGGUGGCCAUCAAGAACUGUGAUGGUAUCCCGGCCCUCAUCCGUCUGCUGAGGAAAACCAACGACAUGGAAGUCCGUGAGCUCAUCACAGGCACCCUGUGGAAUCUGUCGUCCUAUGAACCUCUGAAGAUGGUGAUCAUCAACCACGGCCUGCAAACCAUGACCAACGAGGUCAUCAUCCCCCACUCGGGGUGGGAGCACGAGCCCAAUGAAGACUCCAAGCCCCGCGACGCGGAGUGGACCACCGUCUUCAAGAACACCUCUGGGUGCCUCAGAAAUGUGAGCUCAGAUGGGGCAGAGGCCCGGCGCAGACUGAGGGAGUGCGAAGGAUUGGUGGACGCGCUGCUUCACGCCCUCCAAUCAGCUGUAGGGAAGAAGGACAUGGACAACAAGUCUGUGGAGAACUGCGUUUGUAUCAUGAGGAACCUGUCCUACCACGUCCACAAAGAGGUGCCAGGCGCCGAGAAGUUCCAGGACCCGUCAGCGCUGCAGGCCCCGGGCUCAGCGGGACCACAGAGGAAGAAGAAAGACGAUGCCGGCUGCUUUGGAGGCAAGAAGGCCAAAGAGGAAUGGUUUAAUCAAGGCAGAAAAAACGGUGAGAAUGACAAAAACUACGACACGUUGGAUCUGCCCAAGCGCACAGAGCCGUCAAAAGGCUUUGAGCUGCUGUAUCAGCCAGAGGUGGUGAGGCUCUACCUAUCUCUGCUGACGGAGAGCCAGAACUACAACACCCUGGAGGCGGCUGCUGGGGCUCUGCAAAACCUCAGCGCUGGACAGUGGACUUGGUCCAACUACAUCCGAGCCACGGUGCGUAAAGAGAAAGGUCUCCCCAUCCUGGUGGAGCUGCUGCGCUCUGACUCUGACAAGGUGGUCCGAGCUGUGGCCAUCGCCCUGCGCAACCUCUCCAUCGACCGCCGCAACAAGGAUCUGAUUGGAAGUUAUGCCAUGAGGGACCUGGUGAGCAACCUUCCCAGUGGUCAGCAGCGACCAGCCAAGAACCUGGAGGAGGACACGGUGGUCGCCAUCCUCAACACUAUUCACGAAAUUGUCACGGACAGCUCUGAAAACGCCCGAUCCCUUAUCCAGGCCCAGGCCAUCGAGAAGCUGGUAGCCAUCAACAGGACCAGCCAAUCAGCUCGUGAAACCAAGGCAGCUUCCCACGUGCUGCAGACAGUGUGGAGCUACAAGGACCUAAGGAACGCCUUGACCAAGGACGGCUGGAACAAAAGCCAUUUCCAGCCCACAGUGACAGCCACUCCCAAAGCAGCCAAGAACGGCAAGCCAGGCUACGACGACACCACUCUCCCCCUGAUGGAGAAGAACCAAGGCUCCAGGAAAUGUGGCAGUGGUGAUAUGAUACCUUUGGAUGAGCUGGGUCCAGAUGGCUACUCCACCAUUGACCAGAGAGACAAAGACUGCAAAUACAAGACCGGAGAAGGCUCAGUGGACCUGACAGAACGGGAGCCAUUAAAGAAUGACACAAAUAGGAAACACUAUAUCAGGAGUAACAGGCCUGCGGUCAGUCUGGUGGACGCUUGUGACGUUAAGCCCCAGCCUGUUGACUCCUGGGUCUAAAUGCAUGCAUGGCUUAAAAUAACAACAGUGCAACAUCCCAGCUAGAGGAGGAUAUCUCAUAUCACCACUGCCAUUACACAUGGAGCUCAUCUUUGGGACUGGACUUUGUAAAGGAAAGAGGAUUAAAAAAAAAAAAAAAGAUAAUUACAACAGCGACUACCCAGCAGCAGCCGGCAUUUUCAUGCUUUUCAGAAAAAAAAAAAUAAAAAAAAAAAAUAAGAAAAACAGAUUACUUCUCCAACUUUGUCAUAUCUACAUUCCCACUGGAAAUCAUGUGAAUUUUACAGCGUUGACUCUCAUUGAGCUCUGCCAGUGACCAGAAAAGGAUGGACGCCAGUAUUGUUGGACAAAUGGACAUUUGAAGGUUGGACAAUGUAAGGUGAAGGGAUUGAACAGUUGGGGCAAGUGUGUUGGAAAGAAACCUGCAGAGGAUGAGACAGAAAAUAGACUUCUUUAUUCAGUUUUCGCACCUACAUGGAAGAAGUUUCUGCCUCUUAUUUUUGGGUUUUGCAGUUGUUUGCAUUCAGCGGGUGUGUCGUUAAGGCGUAAAAUAAUCCCAAUUGUAAAACUCCCCCAUUCAUUUUUUAAUUGUGAUUUUUGUUUUGGGAUUUCUGACUUGAUCAAAUUUGGACUGGUGUGUUCAAAGGUCAAUGAACGUUGAUGGUGUUGGGUUUGGUGGGUUGGACAUGAAAGAGAGUGGGUGAGAGAAAGGGAGAGAGAAAGCGAGCCUGAGAGACAGCUGUAGCAUAAUGAAUAAAUACGUAAUUCCACCAGCCCGCUCUCAUAGACUUACAAUCCAUUUGGUUCACUGUGUUUCUUCCAAAAAAAAAAAGAGAAAAAAAAGAAAGAAAAAAAAGUGCACUGAGUUGCUUUGAAAUUGCAAGAGGUUACUGGAUGAUUGAUAUCCACUUCACAAAGUGAGGAGAUUGUUGUCUGCAAGUUGUUGUCUGGAGAAAGGGAACAUAGUGUGUACUUGUGAUGUGUGCACACGGCAUUGUAAAACAAAGCUAAAAUGGGGAUGAAAAGAAUUGCCAGAGACAUUCUGUUUCAUCUUAGUCGACACACCACUGGAUGACCCAAGUGGCAUAUUGACCUGCUCUUAUACAGCCGUGGUCAACACCACUUGACUCCUACAGUGGUGUUUUGACCUCCACUCAGAGAACCAUGGUUACCUGUUACCUGUGUAACCAUUUGGUUUGUGUAGUGAAGCAAAUACCUGGACUUUCCCGGUUGGUUGCUCUUUGUCAAUGAUGUGUAUUAAAGAGGCUGUACGGCAUUUUGUUUAUAAAUGAUUUGUGUGAUUGAAAAGAGAGAGACAGAGGAUUAUUCUCUUGUUGUUGAAAGGAUAGAUAUAAAAACAUUUUAUAUUUUUGUUGGUUUUAUAUAAAUGUAUAUUAGGGUCAUAAAGAAAAAAAAACAGAAAAAUGAAGGAAAACAAAAAAAAAAAUUCCCAACUUCUUAGUUGUAUAUUCAUAUUGUUUGGAAAGCACAUCCCAUUUGAUAAAGGGUCACCACAUUUGUAAACAAGAAAUAACCGCGUUAACUUAAGUGUGUAUCAAAUGUUGUCGAGUUAUGCCGACGAUCACCUAUUUAUAUUUUGUACUGUCAAAAAAAAGAGAGAGAGAGCAGCAGAAAAAGACAUUUAUCUUCAGCUUUCCUUCCUAAGGUGAAUACCUGUGUCUGACCCCACUACAUCUUCAAAAUGUCUCCAAGAUCAGAGAGAAAAAAGGACACUCGAUGGAGGGGUCAUAGGUCAAGAGAGACAAGAGAUGGCAGCAUUAACAAUGUUAAUAACUCCUUUCAUUUCCCACUGCAGUCAGACCAAAUCACCAACAGCCCUGAACCAUCCUUUGAUUUCACUAAUGCAUCUUAAAGAGAAAUAUUCAAAAGUGAGCAUGAAGAAAAACUGUACAGAUGUUUAUAUUAUAUUCUUUCAAAGUGCCAGUUUUUGUGGUGUCAUUUGGAUAUUUACUAAUUCAUUCAUGUGCAGGAAGAGUAGAGGUGGAUUAGGGAUGUGGUACAAGGCAAAAAAACAGAACAUAAAAAAAGAGUUGCGUCACAUUGUACAAAGAAAACCAGAUCAAGUUUGGUCAUAAAUAUAUAUACAUAUAUAUAUAUAUAUAUAUUUUUACUAUGUCAUAGGGUGGGCAGUUGAGACAUAGAGUUGCAGAGACUCAUUUUGCCACUUUCUGUCAGAAAAGGUGGUGUGAGGAGAGAAAGUUGAACCUGCACACGUGGUUCAAAGUGAUGUGAAUUGUCUCCUCUCCAGUCUCAGUCACCCUCCUGAUCCAACCUGGACAGGAGACAGAGGGAAAGAAAAAGAGACAAAUCUCCAAGUCGGUAUCACUCAUACGUCAUCUAGGCGAACGGCAUGUGCCUGCGUUGAAGUCUGAUUUUUCUUUGUGACGUGACUUUAUAAAGCUUGCAUAUUUUACACGGUGUUUACAAAGACGUAUGUUGUGGUAAAAUGAAUAAACUACAAAAAAAAAUUAAUGUAUAAAUUUUAAUUUCAGAGGUUAAAGAAAUAAUAAUAAUAAUAAUAAUAAUAAUAAUAAUCCCAGCAUCCCUUUUGUGUGUCCUCAGAAGUGUGUGCUUUCACUGGACAAUACUGAACCCUUGCAACAAAGAACCAUGUGCAUUUGACUGUCUAAUUUCUGACUGCACUUUGCAGUACCACAACCAAAGGAUCUGGAGUUGUAUUUACAUGCAUACAUGCGAAAGGAGCCCAGGGGCUUUCUUUUUUUGUUUUGUUUUGUGGAUGUACAGGGAAUUGUGCAUUUACAAAAUAAAGAGCCGACUAUGCUGUAAAAUAAAUGCAAGACACGGACAGACAUCAAAUCAAACAAGCAAGACCUACCUGUGUAGAUAUUACUGAUUCAAGACCGUCAAAAUAAAGUAACUGUACUACUCAGUAGCAGAUGUGUUUGUACCUAUCAUGUGCCUUAACCUUUUCCAUGGUAGUGAAGAUAACAGUGUGUUUUAUAUAACUUUAUCCCCCAUCCAACCUCAUCAUUUCUCUGUCCCAUCUGUUUACCUCUCUUCCUCCGUUGUCUCCCUCCUUCCUUCUCUUUUUUUCCUCUCACUUCACUCAAGUCACAUGUUCACUCGCUCUGUCCCUCCUGUGUAGUUUAGACUGUUGGUGGGUUUUUGCCUUGUAUUAUAAACUUUUAAAAAGAUAGAGACCUUCAAAAAUGGUUUUGAUUUCCUAGAAGAGUAAAGUUGUUAAUGCUUUCGUAGCGAGCAGAAGCGAUGCCACAGUGACAGAAUGUAUUAUGUUAAUUUUACUAAUACCCAGAGGCAAGUAUUACGCUUGUUAAACAUAACGGAAAAAAUACUGGUUUGUAGAGUAUAAAUUUGGUGUGUUUUCAAUAAAUCAUGCCUGGAAAGAA
Messenger RNA from Myripristis murdjan (pinecone soldierfish), 6708 nucleotides. RefSeq names its product ARVCF delta catenin family member b (gene arvcfb). The transcript is spliced from 21 exons. Gene Ontology annotation, cellular component: plasma membrane; adherens junction; cytoplasm. Bases 542 to 3319 code for a protein of 925 amino acids. The record is from RefSeq and is a predicted model, not a curated record. Gene Ontology annotation, molecular function: protein binding. Gene Ontology annotation, biological process: cell-cell adhesion. Lineage: Eukaryota; Metazoa; Chordata; Actinopteri; Holocentriformes; Holocentridae.